GGGUUUUUUUCAUUGAUUUUUCUCAGUUUAUUUUAUUUUAUUUUAUCAUUAGUGAAUGUAUAGAGUCCACACUCCAUUCCAGUUGGUGGCGGUAAUGCACCAUAACGUUGAUUGCCAACCGCCAUAAAACUUUACGAAGAAGAAGAAGAAUAAGAGUGCCUGACUCGUAGACGGGGCACUUGAAGGCAACAUCGCAUGUAAACAUUUUGUAACAAAUCAUGGCUGCACCGUUUGUCAGGAUUUUGUCAAAGUCUUGCAGACAGAUCUCUCGACCAUGGGGUGCAUGCCAGGCUGGAUGGAGGAGCAUGUCCAACAGACCUUCCCCAGAUAUGGCUUCAGAUCAAGCAGCUGGGGUGGUCUCCUUUCCUCCACUUCAAACAUAUUCAGAGGAGGAGGGCAUGAUGAGGGAAGCAGUGAAAAAAUAUGCACAAGAGCGCAUUGCUCCGCUUGUGUCAAAGAUGGAUGAAAAUUCUGCCAUGGAUGAGGAAGUGAUCAAAUCUCUCUUUGAACAGGGUCUCAUGGGCAUUGAGAUUGACCCAGAGUAUGGUGGCACUGGCUCCACAUUCUUCUCCUCCAUUCUGGUCAUUGAGGAGCUGGCAAAGGUGGACCCCUCUGUGGCCGUGCUCUGCGACAUCCAGAACACACUGAUCAACACACUGUUUGUCAAACUGGGUACACCAGCUCAGAAAGAGCAAUACCUCAGCCGACUGUCAACUGACAUGAUUGGAAGCUUCUGCCUCUCUGAAGCAGAGUCGGGGAGUGAUGCCUUUGCUCUGAAGACACGUGCUGAAAAACAUAAGGACUAUUACAUUAUCAAUGGAUCUAAGAUGUGGAUCAGCAAUGCGGAGCAAGCAGGUGUUUUCCUGGUGAUGGCCAACGUGGACCCCUCUGCUGGAUACAGAGGCAUCACCUGCUUUAUCGUGGACCGGGACACAGAGGGGCUGGAGAUUUGCAAGAAGGAGAACAAGCUCGGUCUGCGUGCUUCUUCCACCUGCCCGCUCAACUUUGACAACGUCAAGAUACCAGAGAAGAACAUUUUGGGUCAGAUCGGUCAUGGGUACAAGUAUGCCAUUGGAAUGUUGAAUGAGGGCAGGAUUGGAAUUGCUGCUCAGAUGCUUGGGCUGGCACAGGGUUGCUUUGACCACACUGUUCCUUACACCAGACAGAGGGUGCAAUUUGGAAAACGUAUCUUUGACUUCCAGGGCAUGCAGCACCAAAUAGCCCACGUAGCAACACAGAUUGAAGCUGGUCGGCUGCUGACAUACAACGCUGCUCGUAUGAGGGAAGCUGGGAGACCAUUCAUUAAGGAGGCCUGCAUGGCUAAAUACUUCACUGCAGAGGUUGCAACCCUAACCACAUCUAAAUGCAUUGAAUGGAUGGGAGGGGUAGGCUUCACCAAAGACUACCCCAUAGAGAAAUACUACAGAGACUGUAAAAUUGGUACCAUUUAUGAGGGCACGACAAAUGUCCAGCUAUCCACUAUGGCCAAGUUCAUUGAUAAAGAGUAUGACUACUGAAACCAUCUGAUCGGAGCCUGAUAGAUUGCACUCUGCUAUUACACUCCAUACUCUUUUCUUCAAAUGACUUUGGUGGGAUUAUUGUAGCAGCAAUGCAUUGCUGUAGAUCUGCUUUCGUGUUUCUAGAGUUUUGUUGCAGUUUCAGAUGUUUAUCCUCAAUAUUACCAACUUUUACUCUUGUUAAGUAGUUCCCACUACUGAUGUUACUGAUGUUGUGGUUACAUUUCCCCAGCUUUAUGGUUAAAGUUGCUCUGGUGUAAUGAUAAUUAAUUAAUUUUUCAUUUAGUUUCUAUCAGACUUUUCCAAAUGUCUAGGAAUAAGUUUGUCAUAUUUAGAGCUCUACCACUUCCCUCUUCUCCAUAUUUGUCUUCUUCUGCUUAUUGAGAUAUGGUGAUAAAUCAUGUCAGAAUAACGUAAGUGAUCCAUAUGUUGCAAUAUGAGUAUCUUUUUGAAAUAUAUUGAUUGGGAUUUUCUUUGAAUAUUUCAGUGCCUUCAGAAGGUCUGCUGUGAUUGAGAUCAAUAACUUAAAAUCUGUGUUCCAUAAAUACUCUACAGCUCCUUGUUGGGGAAAUGAGGAUGUGAUUUCACAUCAUAUCAAGACAUUAUCUAUAAAGAGUGAUCUGUCAACAACAAGCAAUAUUAAUAAAUGUGAAGUUUCUGUAGUGAAAUCAA
Messenger RNA from Siniperca chuatsi (mandarin fish), 2189 nucleotides. RefSeq names its product acyl-CoA dehydrogenase short/branched chain (gene acadsb). The record is from RefSeq and is a predicted model, not a curated record. The transcript is spliced from 11 exons. Gene Ontology annotation, molecular function: flavin adenine dinucleotide binding; acyl-CoA dehydrogenase activity. The coding region runs from base 219 to 1517 and encodes 432 amino acids. Gene Ontology annotation, cellular component: mitochondrion. Lineage: Eukaryota; Metazoa; Chordata; Actinopteri; Centrarchiformes; Sinipercidae.